Messenger RNA from Mangifera indica (mango), 843 nucleotides. Its product is annotated as putative germin-like protein 9-2. The coding region runs from base 55 to 666 and encodes 203 amino acids. The transcript has a single exon. Gene Ontology annotation, molecular function: manganese ion binding. Lineage: Eukaryota; Viridiplantae; Streptophyta; Magnoliopsida; Sapindales; Anacardiaceae. The record is from RefSeq and is a predicted model, not a curated record. Gene Ontology annotation, cellular component: cell wall.
CAGUAUUAACUUGUCUUCUCAAAAUUCUUAACUUUGCACAUCAAGUACUUCACCAUGUCUUCUCAAAAACUCUUCGCCCUUUUGCUUUCUUUAGCAACCGUCCAAAUGGCAUUCUCCGGGGAUUCAGAUAUCCUCACUGACUUCCAUCUUCCACCAAAAGUAACCCAAGUCGAUAGCAACUUUUUCGCAUUCACCCGCAUGCGGGCUCUUGUCGGUGCGCCACCGCCAACGAAUUUUACGGUCACCACAGCAAGCUUGCCCGAAUUCCCUGCGCUCAAUGGACAAAGUGUUUCAUAUGCUGUCCUUCAAUUCCCUGCCGGCACUUCUAGCCCUCUUCACGAACACCCUCGCUCUGGUGAGCUCCUUUUCCUUGUGAAAGGCCACCUUACUGUUGGUUUCGUUGACACAACCGACAAGCUUUUCGUUCAGAAGCUGCAAAAGGGUGACAUAUUUCUAUUCCCCAAGGGACUUGUUCACUUCCAGUACAACAGUGGAAAGACAUUUGCUACAGCGAUUUCUGCCUUCGGGCGUGUAAAUCCAGGCACUGAAUCUCUUCCCAACACCCUGUUCACCACAGGCAUUGAUGACACAAUCUUGGCCAAGUCUUUCAAGACUGAUAUUGCUACGAUUAAACGUCUCAAGGCAGGGCUUGCACCCAAGUCCUGAGGAUAAAAUUUAGUCCCUUUAAAGUGUGGAAUUAGUUUUCUUUAAUAAUAUGUGUUCUUGGAUUGCGCAAUGAAAAAUCUUUCGAAGAGGAAGUAUUUCCUUCCUUUUCUGAAGAUUGCUCCUUUUCCUACAAAUUGUAAUGUUGUUUCUGUUCUUCUUUGGCUAAAUAUGUGCAAU